Triticum dicoccoides is the source of this 3063-nucleotide messenger RNA. RefSeq lists its product as uncharacterized. The transcript has 21 exons. NCBI's taxonomy places the organism in Eukaryota, Viridiplantae, Streptophyta, Magnoliopsida, Poales, Poaceae. The record is from RefSeq and is a predicted model, not a curated record. The coding region runs from base 1 to 3063 and encodes 1020 amino acids.
AUGGACGGCAAACUGACCAAAUGGGUCAGCUCCGAGGUUGCACAGGGAAACCAACCAUCAAAACCGGCACCAACCAUUAGGUGCUCACCUGGAUUCGUGCUCUCUGCCAUUGAUCUAUUAACCGAAGAUCAAUAUGCAAAUGUCAAGGCUACUCCAUUUGGUGAAAUUCUGAACCUAAAAGCUGAUGCUCUUGAGUCCAGGAAUUUGCCGGUAUUCCUUAUGAACAAGACUGACAAGGACACUCUAAUAAUCAACGUCGGCACUCAAGGUGGACUGAAAAUUACCCCGCAUGAUGUGCAUUGUGUCAUGGGCACUCCACUUGGUGGUCGUGACCCAUCGGUCUGUUCUGUCACCCAAAAGAAUGAGCUGCUUAGACUCAAGAACGAGCUGAGCGUGCCAGUCGAUCAGAAUAUAACCUACAAAACUCUGUGCGACUAUAUAAAGUUGAAGAGGCCUGAUGAUUUGUCCACAAGAUGUUUCAUUCUGAUUAUAUUCAACUGGUUACUCUUUCCUUCCACAAGGACAUAUAUAUCUGGUAGGGAGGCUGCUUGGACUGCAGACAUUGCUAACAUUGGUGCGAUCGAUUGGUCCAAAGCUGUUGUUGAUUACAUGAGGGAUAGUGUUGCAACAUGGCACUCCAAGAAGAACAACAAUGGAGUAUUGUCCAUUUCUGGUUGUGUGCUCUUUUUAAUAAUUUACUAUUUGGACAAUCUCCUGAGUGUCAAUAUGUUGGAUGCGUCUCAAACACCACGCAUAGCUUUCUACAACACUGGGAAGAUGCAAGCUAUCUUAAGUGAGGAUAAGUCGAAGAACAAGCCAGACUCGGAGUCAUAUGGCAACCUACCGCUUCGGUCCCAGGAGGGUACUUGCUACUUGGAUGUUAAUGCCAACGCGACAUCAGCAAGCCAUGCUCAACCUCAUGCCCAUUCUGUUCUGUUCAUUAGCAUGCUGGAGCAACUCAGGGACUGCGUGGAUCAACUACCUCAAUCGAAGCAGGCUGUGGCAUUUGCUGCUAUACGGAGGUGUGAUGAUUCAGUUGCCAAACUACUUGCUGAUGUUUCUCUCGAACAACGCAAGGUUGUAUCGGAGUUACGCUGCAUAAUGCUCGAUCCUUCGACGUCUUCGCCAUCACCUCCAAUUCAGAGGGAUCCUAAGCCAAUUUCUCGUGCUGCGGCACAUUUGGAUAAUGUAGCGGGCAAUGUGGACAUCGAUCACACUACUAUCUUUGGCCCCAAUAAUGAGAACCCACCUGGGAGAUCUUCAGCCCAACUCGCUCGGGAACGGUCGAUUCAUGACAUUCCUGCUGCUACAGACAAUAUUGAAGUUGAUGGCACCAGUAUACAAUCCGAAGCCGACCGCAGUGUUCAGCGAAACGAUGGUGUGGAUCCCAGCAAGAAUCUUCCAUCGUUAGCAGAUGGCCCACUGCAAGGUUCUCUUACCCAACUGCUCCAGGGUAAUAUCGAAGCUUCUACGACCAAGUCCCAGCAAGAAAGCUUGCUUAACGCAUUUUAUGGACCUUAUGACAAAAGCGAAAAUGAUUGCACAAGUAACCAGCCCAAUAAACCUCAUCAAACAGUUGAGCCACACAAUACUGUUGACUCUAUGAACAACCUUCCACCACCAGACAAACAACAUGGCUCUGACAGCCACUCAAAAACCGAUUGCCCUACUCAUGCUGCUAACUGUUCUGAUGUGGAUGCGCAAGGAAUCACCGAUCCCAUUACGUUUUCUCAAAUGUGUGAAGGCAUUGAAUAUGAUGGAACUGGAUGCCCCUCAUGUGAUGCAGACGCGCGUCUUAUUAAUGAGGUGCACCUUGAUGACCUAGGCCAUGAGCAUGAAGAAGAAGCUGAGAUAGCUCCAACUAACACUGAUGCAGAAAACUUGGGGGUGGGUGUGUCAGACGUAUUCACGGGCCAAAAGUUUGUCAAUGAGGCACAAAUCGAUGCAGAAGCUGCUGAUCACACAGAGCAGGUCUCAAAAGAUGGCCAUUUAUCUGUGGAUGCACCAAUAAUUACUGGUCAAGUCCCAGUUAACCAUGACAAUGAUGCUGAUCGCCAAAUUACUGUCCAUGAACCAAUUAGCCACACAGAACAGUGUACCACCGCAGAGAAAUUUCAGUUGGAAGAUGCCAACACACCUGAAUCCUUAGUAUCCUUCGGUCAGCCAACACAAGAAUGGGAAGUUAGCCAACAACUUCGAGAUGCUAAUAUUCACCCAGACAGAACCCCCCAUUUUGAUACUAGAGAGCCAUCCCACAAAGUGUGUAUUAGGAGUGGCAGUGAAAUCAUCAAAUUACCUCACACUGGAGCGGAGGCUCAACCUACCAACCUACAGCAGUCUGCCUCCACUGCACAACAGGCUGCCCACACUAUCCAGGUCUCUGAUGCAUCUGCUCUACAGCUGUCUCCCAGGCGCUCGGCGAGAUUUAAAAAAACAGAUGUUUCUACGGAAAAACAUACACUUGUUCGCACCGCCAAGAACAUGGAGAAGGACAAAACCAAUGUCCCAAGCUUUGUGAACCCCAACCAAUUCGGAGCUCCUGGAAAUGUUCUGCAAUGCGGUCAACUACCAGUUAUCGUAAAGAGGAUCAGGAAGAGACCAUUGAAGAUCAUUUCUCCAUUUAAAUUACAUCCUGUUAAGUCUACCAUUUCUCUCAACCACGCCCGAAAACUCCGUGACAUAGUAAUCAACGACCUUGAUCUCAAAAAGACUGGACUUCUUGCUUAUGAACCUUCUAAGUUAUAUCUUACUGGCAUGGAUCUCGCAAAAAGCUUCGGCGAUGGGGCAUCAAUGCUACCCAGCUUGAUGGAAUACUACAUAGACAUUCUGCGUCACGAUGAGAUUAAAUUAAGGCCCACGUCGGCUGGGUACAGGAUGUUCCUUCGUUGGUCACUAUCGUUCCACCUUAAUGUCGAUGCUCGGCACGAGACGCAAUCCUUCAAUCCUACUUUCAUUGAGGCACUAUUAAAGGAAGACCUCGCGGAUAAAGACCCUCAAGAUGUUCGCAUGGUAAGAUAUUAUGGGUAUCCCAUCAGGGCAGUCAUUUCUCAGUUUAUUGUGUGA